CGUAAUAUUAAUUCACAGAUAGUCGCAUCUAAACAGCCCAGUGUUUUCUUUCCCACUUCACUUGCCUCCAAGCGAGUCCUGUGAGCCGGGUGACGUCAUGCUGGCACACAGAAGUUGGGAGUAGAAAGCAUGGAAAAGCUAAGUGGGUGAAGCAAGCGGAAUUCUCCACCCUCCGCCUUUUCUGACACUUCUCGUAAAUAUUACAGUUAAGAAGAGCCUUGUUUUGUUGUUGGUUUAGACUGGACUCGCUGGGUAGUCCGUCUGUUCAGGAGCGCCGAUCCGGCAUUUUUCUAAACAACUUUGUGCGCGGUGUUGAGCUCCGAGCAACGGUGGAGCUGUUGCCACUCGCCGCUUGUAGACGGAUCUCUAUCCGGUUUUCGCGCUACUGGCCACACUGCCUGGACCUUGUGUGACUCAACGUCCAAGAUUUGCAAAUACUCCAUAAUCCAUCUUGGUAACUAGAAUUUGGUAAUCCUUGGAAAAUAUCAAAUUGGGCGACAUUACAGAAAUCGAAUUGUUUUAAGGAAAACUGUAGGCUAUAUUUCAUUUUUUGAUAUUCUUCAGCUGUUACUUUUGCACCGACAGUGGAUUUUGAUUGUUAAAAUAUAAAACAGUGUAGAACGACACUGUCCACGAUGAGCAAAGCCACCUGUUCAACAAGUGGGUGUUUGGAUAUUCUGAAUGUUAAAUCAAGUCGUAUCUUGGAUAUCCCGUGUAAAGUGUGUGGGGACCGGAGCUCUGGGAAACACUAUGGCGUGUAUGCGUGUGACGGCUGCUCUGGCUUCUUCAAGAGGAGCAUCCGUAGAAACAGAACAUACGUCUGUAAAUCAGGCUGUCAGGGAGGAUGCCCCGUGGACAAAACGCACAGAAACCAAUGCCGAGCGUGCCGCUUGAAAAAGUGUCUCGAAGUGAACAUGAAUAAAGAUGCCGUUCAGCACGAGAGGGGUCCCAGGACGUCCACCAUACGCAAGCAGGUCGCCCUAUAUUUCCGGGGGCACAAAGAGGUGAACGGUUCAUCGACCCACUUCCCGGGCUCGAGCCUACCGGGGCCGCCUUUGUUCACUACGGUCACACAACUGGAGCCACAUAACUUGGAGAUGAGCACAGUAGCCUGCACGCCGGAGAGGCAGGCCAUCGUGGGACUGGCCCAGCCCACCCCGAAGUACCCUCACGAGGUCGGCGGCACACCCAUGUAUCUCUAUGAGGUUGCUACUGAGUCGGUGUGUGAGUCAGCCGCGCGCCUGCUGUUCAUGAGCAUCAAGUGGGCCAAGAGCGUGCCCGCCUUCUCCACGCUCCCCUUACCUGACCAGCUAAUCCUCCUGGAGGAAGCCUGGAGAGAACUGUUUGUUCUGGGCAUAGCGCAGUGGGCCAUUCCGGUGGACUCCAAAACCCUGCUCGCUGUUUCCGGUAUGAAUACAGACAACACAGAGUCCCAGCGGAUGAAUAAAAUAAUCUCCGAAAUACAAACCCUGCAAGAGGUCGUUACCUGGUUCAGACAGCUGCGCCUGGACGCAACUGAGUUCGCCUGUUUGAAGUGCAUCGUCACGUUUAAAGCUGUGCCAACGCAUGACGGGUCGGAGUUGAGGAGUUUCCGCAACGCCAGUGCCAUUGCUGCACUCCAGGAUGAGGCACAGCUCACCCUAAACAGUUACAUACACACCAGAUAUCCAACUCAGCCCUGCCGCUUUGGGAAGCUGCUCCUACUUCUACCAGCUCUGCGGUCAGUCAGCCCAUCCACCAUAGAAGAAGUAUUUUUCAAGAAGACCAUUGGGAACGUGCCCAUCACAAGGCUCCUCGCUGACAUGUACAAAUCAAGCGAUAUAUGAGUUUAUUUCCGCCAUAUCAACAUUACGCUCACUAGCCAAGAGUGUCUGUUAAGGCUCAUAGACACAAACAUUCUAAUGAGCACGUGACAAAUUGAACUUGAAGAACAUAAAAACCUUGAUUUUACCAAUCUUUGGGUUAGGCUUACGUUUUGAGGAUGUAUACUGAACAGAAAUAUAAACAGAACAUGUAAAGCAUUGGUCCCAUGUUUCAUGAGCUGAAAUAAAAGACCCCAGAUUUUUUCCUUACGCUCAAAAAGCUUAUUUCUCUCAA
This is a messenger RNA of Oncorhynchus mykiss (rainbow trout), 2097 nucleotides long. Lineage: Eukaryota; Metazoa; Chordata; Actinopteri; Salmoniformes; Salmonidae. The record is from RefSeq and is a predicted model, not a curated record.